UGAUGGCAGCAGCAGCCGUUCUUCUCUGCCGCUCAGCACGGUCAUCAAUGGAAAUGCUGAAGGAGGUGAACUGAACGCUACUGUGACAGCAAACACCAAAAUGGUGCCAGUCGGGGGCAGUGUGACACUGACCUGCAAUGUGAACCACUCUGCUGACUUAGAAUAUGAGUGGUUCAGACAAACCUCUAAAAACUCUGAGAAGACCACAGUAGCUGGUGAAUCAGACAGAGUACUCGUGACCUCUGAAGCUGGCUUCUACACCUGCAGAGCACGUGUUAAAGAAAGUGACUCAGUCAUCAUUCAUGAAACUGUGGUGCUGAAACCCAGGAGGGGUGAACGGCAGACCCAGGGCCCGGCCAACCAGGAAAGCCGCUGGUCCAAAUGGUGGCCGAGCCCGCGGCCAUGCAACAGGAGCAGGUGGCGGUGUCACGCUGGCGGCAGGAAAAAGCAUCUGGGCCGGACUGUGCGUCAGGUGGAGGUGUUCGAGGAUCUGGGAGCUCCGAUCCAGAUCUGGCCGCCGCUGCUGCCGCCGCUGCCGCCGCUGCCGCUGCCGCCGCCGCUGCCGCCGCUGCUGCCGCCGCCGCCACAUUACAUUCCCAUUAGGCCCACUGUGAUCCUGCUACACACCUGGCCUCAGAUAUACAGCGGUGAGACAGUCACUGUCAGAUGUUUAAUUCAAGGAGGUGAAGGAGCUCAGUAUGAAUGGAGUCCAGCCAAGUUAAACACACCUCUAACAUCCAAUGAAUACACAAGCAUCACAGUUACUGAGUCUGACAGUGGAGGAUACAGCUGCCGGGGCAUAUGGGACAAUUCCUUCACAGAGUGGAGUGAAGUCAUCACACUGACUUUAUUAAAUAAACCAAAGGCCAAACUGAGAGCUGAUAACACAGCUGUUCCAGUAGGGGGCAGUGUGACCCUGACCUGCUCUGUGAACCCAUCAUCAUCAUCUGGAUGGAAAUACUACUGGUACAGAGACGGGAAAAGUUCUGACCUUGUGACUUCAGGAGAUGCUGUUUUUCUAUCAAAUAACCAAGUCAGUGUCUCAGAGGGAGGAGGCUACUGGUGCAGAGGAGGAAGAGGAAACCCAGUUUACUACACAGAGUGGAGCCAGUCAGUCAGGAUUGACACAACUGUGUCAAACAGGCCUGUUGUGACUCUGUAUCCAAACUGGUCUGAGAUAUACAGAGGAGAGACGAUCACUGUCAGAUGUGAGAUCCAUGGAGGAGACACUGAGUGGGAUUAUGAGUGGGAAACAAACAGCACCAUAAAACCUCCAAAUCAAACUGAAUACAGGAUUAGAUCUGCUUCAUCAUCCAACAGUGGAAACUAUCGCUGUAAGGGCAGAAUGAAAAGUUCACAGCAUCAAACAACAGAGUGGAGUGAUUCAGUCACACUGACAGUUUCAACAAGUAAACCCAGAGCCACACUGACAAGGUGGAAAUGA
Molecule: messenger RNA, 1444 nt
Organism: Oreochromis niloticus (Nile tilapia)
Lineage: Eukaryota; Metazoa; Chordata; Actinopteri; Cichliformes; Cichlidae
Product: B-cell receptor CD22
Exons: 9
Coding region: 101-1444 (447 amino acids)
Biological process (GO): cell surface receptor signaling pathway; immune response
Cellular component (GO): external side of plasma membrane
Molecular function (GO): transmembrane signaling receptor activity
Source: RefSeq, a predicted model, not a curated record